AUGGUUCGCUACGCCGCCGCCGCUGUUGCCACAAACCCGGAGAAGACCUCGCGCGCGCGCGGCGAGUACCUCCGCACCCACUUUAAAAACAUGCGCGAGGUCGCGGCCGCACUCACUGGCCUCAAGUUGACAAAGGCGUACACCUACCUUGGCAACGUCCUCACCCACGACCAGGUCAUUCCCUACCGGAGGUUCAAUGGUGGUGUCGGCCGUGCCAGCCAGGCGAAGGAGUUCAAGACCACCCAGGGUCGCUGGCCGGAAAAGUCGGUUAAGUUCAUCACGCGCCUUUUGAAGAACGCCGAGUCGAACGCGGACGCCAAGUCGCUCGACCUGGAGGACCUGACCAUCAAGACGAUCGUCGUCCAGCAGGCGCCCAAAACCCGCCGCCGCACCUACCGCGCCCACGGUCGCAUCAACCCCUACCAGGGCCACCCCUGCCACGUCGAGAUCAUCCUCGCCGCAGACGAGGAGCCCGUUGAGCGCGCAAAGGACAAGGACGCCGUCGCACCCGCCCUCACCGGCCUCAACCGCAGGCAGAUCGCCCGCAAGCGCAUCGAGGCCGCCCGCGCAUGA
Molecule: messenger RNA, 573 nt
Organism: Peniophora sp. CBMAI 1063
Lineage: Eukaryota; Fungi; Basidiomycota; Agaricomycetes; Russulales; Peniophoraceae
Source: the annotation of a GenBank genome assembly